Messenger RNA from Wallemia mellicola CBS 633.66, 4529 nucleotides. RefSeq names its product phospholipid-translocating P-type ATPase. Lineage: Eukaryota; Fungi; Basidiomycota; Wallemiomycetes; Wallemiales; Wallemiaceae. Gene Ontology annotation, cellular component: plasma membrane. Gene Ontology annotation, biological process: phospholipid translocation. Gene Ontology annotation, molecular function: ATP hydrolysis activity; magnesium ion binding; ATP binding. The coding region runs from base 237 to 4496 and encodes 1419 amino acids. The record is from RefSeq and is a predicted model, not a curated record. The transcript has 6 exons.
AUAGAAGCUAUAUAAUUAAUGUUAGUUAACAAGAAAAUAUUGUUUGGAUAAAUUUCUGUUCUAUCGUUAAUUCAUUCCGUACGUAAUGACAUUGUCUUCUCGAUACACUCAAGAUUGAAAUAAACAGGGCCUCAAUUUAGAGGAUAAUUCCGAAACCGUAAGUGUUUAAUGGCAGGAGUAGUAAAUACUCACACUCGAGAUAGUUUCAACCAAACCUCAAUCUAUACUGCUGCGGUAUGCCAGGUUCCAUAGCAAGUUCAGCUCGACAUUUGAUUGAUUACACUACGGAUGAGGACUCAUCGCUCAAUAUAGAUUCAGAUCUUCGCCUCCGUACUGUCAGAUCUGCGACAGGAUCUAUACGUGAAGCCCAUAGACACGAUAAGCGGAGAGAAUCUAAGAGAAAACGUUUGAAAGAGAAACUAAAGAAAGCUGCGAAACCGAAAUUUAAAAAGGAGUCUCAGCCUCUUGAAGGCAAGCGACGUAACGUCUAUGCCAACAUACCACUACCAGCUUCUGAACUAAACAAAUCUGGAGAUCCACUCGUUAAAUACCCACGGAAUAAAGUCAGAACAGCUAAAUACACUUUGAUUACUUUCAUACCAAAGAAUUUAUUAGAACAAUUUAGGAGAGUUGCCAACAUAUAUUUCUUAGUCUUGGUUAUAUUGCAGAUAUUCCCGAUAUUUGGUGCGACAACACCACAAGUCGCUAUGUUACCACUCGUUGCUAUCCUCGUAAUAACCGGGAUUAAGGACGCUAUUGAAGACUAUCGACGAAAUGUCUUGGAUAAUCAAGUCAAUCAGUCUAUUACGACCAAGUUGCAAAACUUUAAAAACGUAAAUAUACCUUCAGAUGAUAGAAGUUUAUUUGCCAAACUUUUUAAUAUCUCCAAACGACCAAGUAGGGGUGUUAGAAAGCUACAAAAGAGUUCAUUUGAUUUAUCAGACAAUGUUCUCUACAAAGAUGGAAAUAAAGCUGAGACUAUGACUUCUCUUACACCAUCUAUCAAAUCGAUUGGUGUGGUUGAUUAUUCAAAUCAAACACCCGGGAUCUCAAAAUGGGAGAGAACAUUUUGGAAGAAGUUACGAGUUGGUGACUUUGUUUUGCUACGAGAGAAUGAUCAGAUACCGGCAGACUUAGUCCUGCUCUCCACAUCUGAUAGCGACGGUAUGGCUUUUGUAGAAACUAAGAACCUCGACGGUGAAACCAACUUGAAGCCUAAGAAAUGCCUGAAAGCGACAUCUGGAAUGUCAUCAGAGGAAGACAUCGAACACUCAAAGUUCUUGAUAGAUAGUGAGCCGCCAAAUGCUAAUUUGUACUCCUACAAUGGUGUACUUCGAUACCAGUCGAGAAAGAAUGACAAUAGUAUGAUUAUGCAAGAUGCAGUAGAACCUGUAACGGCAUCUGAACUGCUUCUUCGAGGUUGCUCGCUUAGAAAUACUCAAUGGGCCAUCGGUAUCGUUGUUUUCACAGGUAGCGAUACCAAAAUCAUGUUGAAUGGUGGUGAAACGCCAUCCAAACGCUCCAAGAUAGAGAAAGAGACCAACUUUAAUGUUGCGAUGAACUUCAUCAUCCUUAUUGCCAUGUGCUCUAUCGCGGCUGUUGCUAAUGGUGUAUACUGGGAUAGUGAUAGUUCGAGCUCGAGAUAUUACGAGCCUAAUGCGAUGAUGGACUCGAGAGUACCUAUCAAUUCACUCAUUACUUUCUGCGCUUGCUUGAUAGCUUUCCAGAAUAUUGUUCCAAUCUCACUUUAUAUUUCUAUCGAAAUCGUUAAAACUAUUCAAGCAUUCUUUAUCUGGCAGGAUCUUGCCAUGUACUACCCUGAACUGGAUCAUCCCUGUGUUCCAAAGAGCUGGAAUAUAUCUGAUGAUCUCGGUCAAAUAGAAUAUAUUUUCUCAGAUAAGACAGGUACACUCACACAAAAUGUUAUGGAAUUUAAGAAAUGCUCUAUAGCAGGCAAGCCAUACGGAGAGGGUAUAACGGAGGCCAUGCUCGGUGCUGCUAAACGUGAAGGACGUGAACUCAAUUUCGAUAGUGAGCAGCACGCUUUUCAUAUGGCAGAAUUGAAGAAAGGAAUGAUGGCAGAAAUGAAGAGAGCAUUCAAUGAUAAGUACCGCCAAGAAGAGAAUUUGACUCUAGUUGCACCUGAAUUAGUCAAUGAUCUUGUAGCGUCUGACCGUCGACACUCAAUCUAUCAAUUCUUCAGAGCAUUAGCACUCUGUCAUGAUGUUAUUGCAUCUGCACCAGAUGUUUCUAAACCACAUGUAUUGGAGUACAAAGCUCAGUCGCCAGACGAAGCAGCCUUGGUUGCGACAGCCCGAGACAUGGGAUUCGCAUUCGUUAAUAGGACUAACACAGUCAUUGAAUUGAAUGUAUGUGGAAAUGUAGAGAAGUAUACUCCACUCAAAAUAUUGGAAUUCAAUUCAUCGAGAAAGCGUAUGAGUGUUAUUGUCAAAACGAUGGAUGGACGAAUUCUCUUGCUUUGCAAAGGUGCGGACUCAAUUAUUAGCGAAAGGUUGCGCCCAGAUCAUGACAAGGCUUUACUCAAUGAAUCAAUGAAAGAUCUUGAUAACUUUGCUAAUGCUGGUUUGAGAACUCUCCUCGUGGCUCAACGAGAGGUCUCGCGGGAGGAGUAUGAACAUUGGGCGAUCCAAUACGAUGAAGCUGCCGCAUCUGUAGAAGACAGAGAGGAAGAAAUAGAAAAGAGUUGUGAUAUAAUUGAACGUAAUUUAGAAAUUCUCGGUGCUACAGCUUUAGAAGAUAAAUUACAACAAGGCGUACCAGAUGCUAUUCAGACUUUACACAAAGCGGGUAUAAAAUUAUGGAUUUUAACAGGAGAUAAAGUGCAAACCGCUAUCGAAAUUGGUUUCAGUUGCAAUUUAUUAGAUAAUAACAUGGAAAUGAUGAUCUUAUCAGCUGAAAAUAGUCAAGAUACAACUAUGCAGAUUGAAUCAAGCUUAAACAAAUUGCAAUCAAGUGAAGGUGGAUAUAUGUCUCAAAAGUAUGCUGUCAUUAUUGAUGGUGAGACACUUAAGCAUGCCUUGAAUCCUGAAAAUAAGAACUUAUUCUUGAAUCUUGGUACGCAAUGCGAGACUGUACUUUGUUGCAGAGUGUCACCAUCGCAGAAAGCUCAAACUGUUAGUAUGGUAAAAGAGGGCAGGAAAGCCAUGACGCUGUCUAUUGGUGAUGGUGCAAACGACGUUGCGAUGAUCCAAGAGGCCAACGUUGGUAUCGGUAUUGCUGGUCUCGAAGGUGCACAGGCGUCGAUGUCUGCAGAUUAUGCAAUUGGUCAAUUUAGAUAUCUCACGACAUUAUUGCUUGUUCAUGGAAGAUGGUCUUACAUUAGAAUAGCUGAGAUGCACGCCAAUUUCUUCUUCAAGAAUAUCAUUUUCACUUUGAUCAUGUUUUUAUACUUGAUCUACAGUUCUUUCGACGCAACAUACCUCUUCGAGUAUACGUAUAUCAUGUUCUACAACUUGCUUUUCACAUCCUUGCCAGUCAUCAUUAUGGGUGCUUUCGAGCAAGAUGUUAAUGCAGCUGCAAGUUUAGCUUUCCCGCAGUUAUAUAAACGUGGUAUACAAGGAUUAGAGUAUACUAGGACGAAAUUCUGGCUAUACAUUAUCGAUGGAUGCUAUCAAGCUUGCGUAUGCUUUUUCGUCGCUUAUGGUGCUUACAUAGAUGGUGCGACACAGAGUUACAGUGGUCGUGAAGCCGGCAGUCUCUGGGAGAUUGGUGUUACGAUCUGUUGUACUUGUGUGUUGUGCGCCAACGGGUAUGUGGGAUUGAAUAGCAAGUAUUGGACUUGGAUUAUCUGGACUGUUAACAUCGUCACAACAUUAUUGGUAUUUAUAUGGACAGCAUUAUAUUCGGCAUUCGAAGGACAGAAUUUCCAUGGCGAGGUCAUUGAAGUGUUCUCAUCUGCAACAUUUUGGUUCACAGUGAUCGUCACCCCCGUGAUAGCACUCGCGCCGCGGUUUAUAAUCAAGCUUGCACACAAUACCUACAGACCAAUGGACAAGGAUAUUAUACGUGAACGUUGGAUUAUGGGUGACCUCAAGGACGAGUUGGGUCUUAAGCAUAGACGGGAGAUAGAACAGGAAGAACGUGAACGGAAACAGACACUAGAAACAAUAUCUGAAGAUGUAGAGAUGAACGUGCGACAAAAUCACACCUCAAUAGCAUCUUUUGGGUUAAAUGUCGACCAUGAACAGUCAAGAGAUCUUCCGAAACUCAACACUGACGUAAAUUACGAACCCUACCAAGAUGGUUUCUCGCCAGAUGCAGAGUCGCGGCUGCAACUUCCACCAUCUGCUAUAUCUCAGAAUUCACCACGGUCUGUGACUUCGUCUCGGACUACACCCUAUAAUGUCGCUGCGGGUACGGUGUCGGAGCUGGAUCUCAAAGGGAAUUACAGGUCGUACGAUGAAUAUCCUCCGACAUCACCUAUACGCUUCUCGUCGAAGAACCCAUUUAAUGAAUCUAACGAACCUCUCGUGUAAAGAAGAACAAUUUAUAGUGUCUUGUGAAACUUG